GAAGCGCCCCGCCCACACUGAGCCAGCUCACGACAGAUCCUCCGGCAGCCCCGAUCCCUUCGGCCCCGACCAGUUCCCAGCCUCCAAACGUCCUGCUAGAAGCAGGAGGAAGGCAGGGGCCCUGUCCCAGAGGUGAGCACCGCCCGCCUCCCGCCCCGUGACUCAGCACCCUCGCCGGGCACCACAGGACUUUUGCCCCCUGCGCACCGUGCCGGCCUCCUGCCCCGAUCCGUCCAGGCUCUCCCGCCGCACCUGCCCAGGAUGCAGGGAGCCGGAGCCCCCAGGCGCCGGGGCCCCUACUCCAGGGAGACAGGCGCUCUGGGCCGUCCCGGGGUCAUACUACUCACCUAUGCGCUGGUGACCCUGGGGCUCACCUGCCUCUUCAUGCGGUUUGCCAUCAUGCCGUACCUGACCCGGAGGCUGGGCCUGGACUCCGUCGCCUUCGGCCACCUGCAGACCACCUUUGGCGCGCUUCAGCUGCUGGGCGGGCCCGUGUUGGGCAGGUUCGCCGACCGGCGCGGGGCCCGCGCCGCGUUCACGCUCACCUUCCUGGCGUCCUCUGCCUUCUAUCUGCUCCUGGCGGCCGCCUGCAGCCCGGCCCUGCCCGGCGUGGCCUUGCUCUACGCCACGCCCUUGCCUGUCGCGUUCAUGCAGGGGAUGCCAGUCGCGCAGAUGACCAUCGCGGACCUGUCUGAGCCCCAGGAGCUGCCCGCGGCCCUGGGCCGCCUCGGCCUGUGUUUCGGGGUCGGCAUGAUCUUUGGCUCACUGCUCGGCGGGACCCUGAGCGCCAUGUGCGGGAUGCAGUGCCCCGCGACUGUGGCUCUGGUGGCCAACCUCGUGGGAGCCGUCCUCAGCUUCACCUUUAUCCCCGUUAACACGAAAGGGGCCAGUGCCCACGACCGGGCGGUCCCCGCAGGCGGACCCCAGGCCAACGUGUUUGACCUGAAGGCCAUCACCCGCCUGUUGCUGCAAUCGGGGGUCCUGCCCGUGUUCCUCAUCAAGGUGGCGUCCAGCCUCCCCUUCGGGCUCUUCAUGGUCAUGUUCCCCAUCGUCUCCAUGGACUUCUUCCAGCUGGAUGCUGCCCAGGCCGGCUACCUCAUGUCCUUCUUCGGGCUUCUCCAAAUGGUCAUUCAGGGCCUGGUCAUCGGGCGGCUCAGCCGUAGCUUCUCGGAGAGGGUGCUGCUCCAGGCCAGCGUGCUGGGCUUCGUCCUGGUGGGACUGGCCAUGGCACUGAUGUCCGACGUCCUCCACUUCUGCCUCCUGAUGCCUGGCCUGGUCUUCAGCCUGUGUGCCCUCAACGUGGUCACCGACAGCAUGCUGACCAAGGCCGUGUCAGCCGCAGACACGGGGACCAUGCUGGGCCUCUGUGCCACCGUGCAGCCAUUGACUCAGACCCUGGGGCCCACCCUGGGCGGCCUCCUGUACCGCAGCUUUGGGGUCCCCGUCUUCGGCCACGUGCAGUUUGCCAUCAACCUCCUUGUCCUCCUCGUGCUCUGGAGACAGCCUGUGCCCCGGAAGAAGGACUGAGUCCGGUGACCAGUGGCCCCAGGGCACAGACUGGCAAUAAACUCUUCCAGCCUGA
Molecule: messenger RNA, 1582 nt
Organism: Acinonyx jubatus (cheetah)
Lineage: Eukaryota; Metazoa; Chordata; Mammalia; Carnivora; Felidae
Gene: SLC67A1
Product: solute carrier family 22 member 18
Exons: 11
Coding region: 262-1527 (421 amino acids)
Biological process (GO): transmembrane transport
Molecular function (GO): transmembrane transporter activity
Source: RefSeq, a predicted model, not a curated record